AUGGCAGCUUCAACGACGGCCAAGCUUGAUGACAAGAAGGCGUACGGAGCGGUGGUACUGAUACAGCUGAUCUACGCCGGAAUGUUCCUCCUCUCCAAGGCGGCGUUCGACGGCGGCUUCAACACUGCCAUCUUCGUCUUCUACCGGCAGGCCUUCGCCGCCGCCGUCGUCGUCCCUCUUGCUCUCUUUUUCGAGUGGAAGCACGCGCCGCCGCUCUCGCUGCCCACCUUCGGCAAGAUCUUCGUCCUCUCUCUCUUCGGGAUAACGUUGAGCUUGAACAUCAAUGGGAUAGCUUUGAUCUACACUUCAGCAACUUUGGGUGCUGCUACUGUUAAUUCCCUGCCAGCCAUUACUUUCUUCUUGGCUCUUCUAUUUGGGAUGGAGACACUAAAGGUGAGGACAAAACCAGGAAUGGCAAAACUAGCUGGGAUUGUGAUAUGCAUGGGAGGAGUAGCAGCUCUUGCUUUCUACAAAGGCCCCCAUUUUAAGGUCUUCUCUUUCUUCAAACAUGACCUCCAUGGCCAAAGUGAAAACCUUAGCUCUCAAGCACACUCUAGCUCUUCUCAUAACACAUGGGUCAAGGGUUGUUUCUUGAUGCUCUUCUCCAACCUCAGCUGGGGCUUUUGGCUUGUCUUUCAGGCAAUACUUCUGAAAAGCUACCCAUCAAAGCUUCUCUUUACAGCGCUCCAAUGCUUUUUGAGCUCGAUCCAGUCCUUGGUGGUGGCAGUUGCCAUUGAGAGAAAUCCAGAGGCAUGGAAGCUUGGCUGGAACAUGAAACUUGUGGCCGUGACUUACUGUGGAGUUGUGGUGACUGGAGUAACUUACUACUUACAAGCAUGGGUUUUGGAGAAGAAAGGUCCGGUCUUUCUCGCCAUGUCGACUCCUCUGGCUUUGAUCUUCACAAUGUUGUGUUCUGCACUACUGGGCGACUUCAUCAACCUUGGAAGUGUAUUAGGUGGAAUGCUUUUGGUUGGAGGACUUUACAGUGUUCUAUGGGCAAAAGGCAAAGAAGAGAAAAUGAAGAUGGAUGAGAGUAUUGAUGAGAAGAUGCAGAUUCCAGAAGUGGCAAAGGAGAGCUUAGAGCUUAAACAAGUGGUUACAAUCAUUAGCAUCCCCGAGAAUCAAGCGCCAAAAACCAAUGUUGCUACCACUUAA
Linum trigynum is the source of this 1155-nucleotide messenger RNA. Lineage: Eukaryota; Viridiplantae; Streptophyta; Magnoliopsida; Malpighiales; Linaceae. The record is from the annotation of a GenBank genome assembly.